UAUUUGGUGUUUCACGACGCCGUAACGCGGCACGGGCACCGCGGCUGGCUUGGCUCUUUAAAUCCGCCACCCAACCCUCGAUCGUCUCUCGCACGCGUCUCACGCGUCUCUUCUGCUGCUCUCUCCCCUUCUUGCUCCCUUCGGCGCCGCCUUACGCUGUGCCGCCGCUGCUGAUCUCUUCGAGGUUUGAUUUGUUCGACAGGGCGAGACAUUCGAUCAAAGAUCAAAUCUUUUUGUCCGAGAGCACACAUGGAGGAGGGUGCUGGAGUUCUAAAGGUUAUUGUCUCUAAAGGAAAGAGUUUGGCGAUCAGGGACUUCACUAGCAGUGAUCCUUAUGUUGUGGUCAAACUAGGAAAGCAGACUGCAAAGACAAAGGUUAUCAAUUCUUGCCUCAAUCCUGUUUGGAAUGAAGAGCUAUCAUUCUCAGUAAAAGAGCCUCUUGGUGUAUUAAAACUGGAAGUUUUUGAUCGGGACAGAUUUAAAUUUGAUGACAAGAUGGGCCAUGCCUUCCUCAAUCUUCAGCCCCUAACCUCUGCUUUGAAGCUAAAAAGAGCACUGCAGCUCACCACCGGUGAGACCAAGUUGAGGAAGGUGGCUCCAGACAGCGAUAAUUGCCUCUUGGCUGAUAGCUUUAUUACAUACGCGAAUGGUGAAAUCAUAAUGGAUGUACGUCUGAGGCUUUGUGACGUCGAGUCUGGUGAGGUAUUUGUGACGGUUAAGUGGAUUGAUCACCCGACUACACCAAUUCAUGUUAGAAAACGUUAGGUUGCUGCUUCAUGUCGGAAAAUGGUAGGUUGCUGUAAGAUGUAUGUUGUAACUUGAUGCUUUUUGCUAUGAAAUGGAAGGAAUAUUCUGUAACAGUAAA
Messenger RNA from Musa acuminata AAA Group (dessert banana), 865 nucleotides. RefSeq names its product protein C2-DOMAIN ABA-RELATED 11-like. Lineage: Eukaryota; Viridiplantae; Streptophyta; Magnoliopsida; Zingiberales; Musaceae. The transcript has 4 exons. The record is from RefSeq and is a predicted model, not a curated record. Bases 250 to 765 code for a protein of 171 amino acids.